This is a messenger RNA of Ambispora leptoticha, 254 nucleotides long. The record is from the annotation of a GenBank genome assembly. NCBI's taxonomy places the organism in Eukaryota, Fungi, Glomeromycota, Glomeromycetes, Archaeosporales, Ambisporaceae.
UUAUUGGCGACAAUCAAGGGAAUAAUAAUGGUAAUGGGAAUUGUGGGCUUAAUAAUUCUUCUAGUGGUAGUGAUGGAACUGGAAGUAGGAACAAUAGUACUAAUAAUUCACCAAAUAAUUCAUCAAAUACGAGUACAUCGAAUACAAGUUCACCGAAUACGAACUCGGGCGUUGCAUAUUGGGAAAAAUGUUUUGGAAUAUUUGAAGUAUUGAGCCUAGUCGUUAUCGGGAUGGGUAUACAAUCAAUUAUUUGA